Molecule: messenger RNA, 3020 nt
Organism: Varanus komodoensis (Komodo dragon)
Lineage: Eukaryota; Metazoa; Chordata; Lepidosauria; Squamata; Varanidae
Product: protein transport protein Sec16B-like
Exons: 23
Biological process (GO): Golgi organization; COPII vesicle coat assembly; autophagy
Cellular component (GO): endoplasmic reticulum exit site; ER to Golgi transport vesicle membrane
Source: RefSeq, a predicted model, not a curated record
GGUGCUGCUGUUAGGACAACUCGCCGUUGGACUGUGCAAGAGGAAAGGAAGCUGAAACCAUCCUGAGAGAAGGAACGCGGAACAGAAACAGGCCGCGCGGCAAGUCCCGGAUGGAUGCUUGGGGUCCACCACGGCAGCCCCAGACUCCAGGGAGGCACACCGCCUGGGUCGCAGGCCACGACCGGGGCCCCUGGAGGCGGGUCUCCCGUGGAACUCCACCUCCUCAUCCCAGCCAUGGUGGCGAGCGGAUGUACCCCGCUGGAUCGCAGGCAGUGCCUCCGCCCUGGCCGGAGGCCCAGACAGGAUACUACCAUCCUGCCUAUCAUCCGCAGCUCCAGGACUUUAGGAGGCCGAGCUCCAGGGCUGAGUACUAUGAGAGCAGCCACCCCAACUGGUCUCACCCAAGGCAAGGUUAUGAAGAUCUGUAUUGGCGCUCCAUGGAAAAUUAUGCAUAUGGCGGCUACGAGAGGUACCCUCCGGUGCAGCUGAGUGGAAAAGAUCCAGGACAGAGGGAUACCUCAGCAAAUUCCUGGGACCAGAGUUACUACCAGAAUUCUCCUCUUGAGGACAGUGGUGGCUUUGGAGGGCAUAAUGAAGUGACACCAAUUCGCACUACAACACACGCAUCCUACCAAGAUGGGUUUGGGCCAAAUCAAGAUGGCUCCUAUGAUGCCAACUACAGCUCUCCUCUGCAACGAGAGUGGGCUCAGAAGGAAUUCCAGGGGAACGUUUUGAAGAAUGGAAGUGGAACAGCACCAGAGCAUCCAUGGCCGGAGGAGCCAAGCUUGCUCCAACAGUACAAAGACUCGGGGCUCAGUUCCAGUAGUUACGAGCUGAGCCAGUACAUGGGCAACGCCUCCAACCAGUACGAAGCGGCUCCCUCCAGGGACUGGAGUCCCAUUCAGGCAGAAGACAUCCGAGCUGCUUCCUCUCGCCCUGUGGCACCCCAGAAGUUUUCCCUCCCCCACGUCCCCGUAUGCUUUGGGGCUGGAGGGCAGCUGGUCCGAGGAUGUCCCAACUACCCGGCAGAGGGGCAGCCAGCCCUGGUUGAAAUACACAGCCUAGAGGUUCUCCUGCACGACACCGCUGAGCAGGAGGCCAUGCGGGUCUUCCCAGGACCUCUGAUCAGGGAGGAUCUGCACAAGGUGGACGUGAUGACUUUCUGCCGGCGCAGAGCAGCCAUGGGGUGCGACCCGGCAUCCAGUCCAGGCAGAGAUUCUGCCCUGCUCUGGAAGCUCCUCCUCCUCCUCUGCCAGCAGAAUGGGUCCAUGGUGGGGUCGGAUAUCGCGGAACUGCUCAUGCAGGAGCGCAAGCACCGGGAGAGGUACAGGAGGCAGGAGCCGGAAGCCAACUUGAUCAACCUGGUGGAGGAAGAGUGGCCGGCACAGGGCUGUGGAAUGACAGACCUUCUCACCGGUGGGGUGGUCCCCAGUGUUGCCACACCAGAGCAGACGGUGGAGAAGUUCACCAAGCUCCUCUUACACGGCAGAAAGAAAGAAGCUCUGGACUGGGCCAUGAGGAACCACCUGUGGGGCCACGCGCUCUUCCUCUCCAGCAAGAUGGACCUGCGGACCUACAGCUGGGUUCUGAGCGGGUUCACCAGCACCCUGGCCGUCAACGACCCCCUGCAGACGCUCUUCCAGCUCAUGUCCGGACGGAUCCCCCAGGCAUCUCUGUGCUGCGGGGAUGAGAAGUGGGGCGACUGGAAGCCCCACCUGGCCGUUAUCCUGUCCAAUCAGGUGGGAGAUCCAGGGCUGAAUUCCAAGGCCAUCGUCACCAUGGGAGACACACUGGCUGCGAAAGAGUUAAUUGAAGCUGCUCACGUCUGCUACCUGAUGGCCGAUGUUCCUUUCGGCCACUACGGAGUGAAGGCGGACCGCAUGGUCCUGCUGGGCAGUAGCCAGAGCGAGCCAUUCGCCCAGUUUUCGAGGACAGAGUGCAUCCAUCGGACAGAGAUCUUUGAGUACUGCCGGUCGCUGGGAGCCCGGCAAGCUUUCCUCCCCUCAUUCCAGGUAUACAAGCUGGUUUAUGCCUCCCGUCUUCUGGACUUCGGUCUCCCGGCACAGGCCUUGCAUUACUGUGAAGGGACUGGAAUGAUGCUCCUUGCCCAGAAUGAGAACACUUACCCUGUCCUCCUGGACCAAGUUAUCAAGCUGGCUGAGCGACUGAAGCUCUCGGAUCCUCGGCUGUCGGAGAGGCCCGGACAAGAGGAGCUGUUGGAACCAGAUUGGCUGUCUGAGCUCCGAGCCCGGCAACGGCGGUGGGAGGAGGAAGGUGGUGUUUCCAGUGCUGCACCCUAUCCGCUAGAGGUUGCCCAGGCCAACGGAUCAAUCCCAGGUCAUCCAGAUUUGGCUCCCCAUUUUCAGUCUGUACAAAAUGAAGGAUGCUCUGAGGUCCUUGAGCAACAUCCUGAUAGUCACCCGUCACUAGGGGACUCCACUCGGUACCAGCCAGGUGUGGAUCCGAGGCUGCACUUCCAUCCCGGGGAUCCAGCGGAUGCUGAUCUGGAAACCCGCUUUCCAGGGACCGGCCAAGCUGCCACGUUCUCCAUGGGAGGGCCACGAGAGGAGCUUUCGACAAGUCUGCCCCAGCCACCAGGGGGCACUGUGGAGUCCUGUGAGCCAUACCAAGACCCUGGUGAUCAGAAGAGUGGUCUGGACCAUCAGAAUGCCCGAAAUGCUCGGAACCGGACUGUCUCAGAGAGUUCCACAGUAUCGAUCAUGGAGGAUGCCCCUCCAAGCCCAGACGCUUCAGGGGAGGAAGCCGCUGGAGAGAAACUACCUGCAGAGGAUGCAGAACGAGAGCAAGCAAAGGGAUCUGGUUUUGGCUGGUUCAGCUGGUUCCGGUCCAAGCCCAAGAAAGAUGCAGAACCCUCCAAGAAAGUACCAGAGCCUCCUUCGGACUUUCCCACUCCAGUUUUCCAGGAGAAGGGCUCUCCGCCACCUUUACUUCCUCCCUGGGGCGAGACAAAGCCUUCAGACUUUUCUCCUCCUCCUCCUCCUCCUCAGCUGCCUCGCAAG